This is a messenger RNA of Vitis riparia (riverbank grape), 1941 nucleotides long. Its product is annotated as adenylosuccinate synthetase 2, chloroplastic. Gene Ontology annotation, cellular component: cytoplasm. NCBI's taxonomy places the organism in Eukaryota, Viridiplantae, Streptophyta, Magnoliopsida, Vitales, Vitaceae. The transcript is spliced from 4 exons. The record is from RefSeq and is a predicted model, not a curated record. Gene Ontology annotation, molecular function: GTP binding; adenylosuccinate synthase activity. Gene Ontology annotation, biological process: IMP metabolic process; 'de novo' AMP biosynthetic process. Bases 165 to 1634 code for a protein of 489 amino acids.
AUUUCCGUGGGUCACAGCGCUGGUCCCUCCAGCGCGGGUGACGUGAUCACUUUCCACCUUCCACUUUUCCCAGUCGUCGAAACCCCUACUCCAGUCCCCGUUGUCUUAAAACCUCACAGUUUCUCUCUCUAAAAUUCUCUCGCUUUUUCUAUCUGAACUUCGCUAUGAAUAUCUCAUCCCUAACCCUCGAUUCAAAUCCCAUUUCGAGAACUUUUAGUGCGGCAAACCCUAGAACACAGAGGUCGCCGUUUAUUCGCCACAGAAAUGUCGUCGUUUGCUCUGUGAAGUCCGUUCCUUCAUCCCCGUCGUUGGUGGCUGCACCGGCCGGCGAAGGUUUGAACCGGAUCGAAUCGUUGAGUCAAGUCUCUGCAGUUCUGGGAUGUCAGUGGGGUGAUGAAGGGAAAGGCAAGCUCGUCGACAUCUUGGCCAAACAUUUCGACAUCGUCGCUCGCUGUCAGGGUGGAGCUAAUGCUGGGCACACUAUCUACAAUUCAGAGGGCAAGAAGUUUGCUCUUCACCUUGUUCCCUCAGGAAUUCUUAAUGAGGAGACAAUGUGUGUUAUUGGGAAUGGUGUUGUGGUGCAUCUGCCAGGGCUAUUUGAAGAAAUUGAUGGCCUUGAAUCUAAUGGAGUCUCUUGCAAGGGUAGGAUAUUAGUAUCUGACCGUGCUCAUCUGUUAUUUGAUUUCCAUCAAGUGGUUGAUGGGCUUAGAGAAGCUGAGCUUGCUAAGUCCUUUAUUGGUACCACCAAAAGAGGCAUUGGACCCUGUUACUCAAGCAAAGUGAUUCGCAAUGGCAUAAGAGUAUGUGACCUCAGGCACAUGGAUACUUUCCCUCAGAAGCUUGAUCUUUUAUUAUCAGAUGCAGCUUCAAGAUUCAAAGGUUUUGAGUAUGGGCCAAACAUGCUCAAGGAAGAAGUUGAAAAAUACAAGAGAUUUGCUGAGAGGUUGGAACCCUUCAUUACUGAUACUGUGGACUUCAUGAAUGAAUCCAUUUCACAGAAGAAGAAGAUUUUGGUUGAAGGUGGUCAAGCAACCAUGUUGGAUAUUGACUUUGGCACUUAUCCUUUUGUUACUUCCUCCAGUCCAUCUGCAGGUGGGAUCUGCACUGGUCUUGGCAUUGCCCCUAGAGUCCUGGGUGAUCUAGUUGGAGUGGUAAAAGCAUACAAUACAAGAGUUGGUUCAGGUCCUUUUCCAACGGAGAACUUGGGUAGAGUUGGUGACCAACUCAGGUUUGCAGGGCAGGAGUUUGGCACUACCACUGGUCGUCCUCGUCGUUGUGGCUGGCUAGAUAUAGUUGCGCUGAAGUACUCCUGUCAGAUUAAUGGCUUUUCUUCUCUGAAUCUCACCAAGCUUGAUGUCUUAUCAGAUCUAUCCGAAAUAUGGCUGGGGGUUGGUUACAAAGAAAUUGAUGGCAAACCAAUCAAAUCUUUCCCUUCAGAUCUCCGUGCUCUUGAGCAACUGCAGGUGGAGUAUGAAAUUUUACCUGGGUGGAAGACUGAUAUUUCCGGAUUCAAAAACUACUCUGACCUCCCAAAGGCUGCACAGCAGUAUGUGGAAAGGAUAGAAGAACUCGUUGGUGUACCCAUCCAUUACAUUGGUGUCGGUCCCGGGCGCGAAGCCCUUAUAUACAAAUGAUCUUGAUUUUUCGCUUUGGAAGCCCCAAGGGUAGUACAUGUUCUCAGAGGUGAGAUGGGACGUCUAUUGCUGGAAGAAUUUAUCCCCCUUAAUGAUGGGGAGUUAGUUUUGGAUAAAAAGAAAUGAUCACUCCUAAUACCUUCUGUUUAAGAAUAAUUUGUUCUACAUUUGGAGGCUGAUUUCGAUAUGUAGGAAACCUAAAAAGUUGUUCUACUCUGUUAACUUCAUUACCAAUUUACCCUUGUUAGGGAUCUUGAUGUGUAAUCAAAUUUUCAAUUAUUGAUUUGCACAUUACAUUGUUGCAGAA